UGCCCGAACUUCAGUCCAGAGUCCAGACCUACUUUGGAAAUUUGCCUCUUUAAAGCCCCUCCCUUUACUCAAAGAAAUGCAACCGAAAGUGAACGCUCUUUACUGGUAGCUGCGUGCAAGUUGUGUGAAAGCCUGUGGGUGUGGCAUCAACAAGAUGGCAGAAUUUUCUGAUGAUCAAAAUCCUUUUAACUGUCCGAUCUGUCUUCAUCUUCUGAAGGAUCCAGUCACCACUGCAUGUGGACACAGUUUCUGUAUGAACUGUAUUAAAGAGUGCUGGGAUCAGGAUGAUCAGAAGGGAGUUUACAGCUGCCCACAGUGCAGGCAGAUAUUCACUCCCAGACCGGUUCUCAACAGAAGCACUGUGCUAGCUGAACUCGUUGGAAAAAUGAAGCGAGAAGAACCACAAGCUGUUGAAGCCACUCCCCAGAAGUCUUCAGCUGGGUCUGGAGAUGUGGAGUGUGAUGUCUGCAUGGAAACCAAACUAAAAGCCAUCAAGUUUUGUCUGGUGUGUGUGGCAUCUUACUGUGAGUCUCACAUCCAAACUCAUUAUAUAUCUCCUGCAUUUAAGCGACAUAAACUGGUCAAUGCUUCGCCACAUCUGCUGGAGCAGAUCUGCUCUCAACAUGAUAAACCACUGGAGCUGUACUGUUGCCAAGACCAGCAGCUGAUAUGUAUGCAGUGUGCUCUGAUUAACCAUCAAAACCAUAGAAUGGCUUCACCUGCAGCCAAACGACAAGAAAUACAAGGACAGGUCGAAUCAAACCAGCAUAGCCUACAAGAGGAAAUACAUAAUCGAGAAAUGAAAGUACAGGAGGUAAAACAAGCCAUAGGCUUUCAUAAGAGUUCUGCACAGGAGGCAGUAAAGCAAACUAAGAAGAUCUUUACAGAGUUGAUCAGCUCCAUGGAGAAAGACCAAGCUAAGAUAACAGAGAACAUCAGAAAUCAAGAGAAAGCAGAAGAAAUAAAGGCUGAGGAGCUUAUACGUGUACUGGAGCAGGAGAUCAUUGAUCUCAGGAGGAGAAAUGAAAAACUGGGACAGCUUUCACAGAUAGACAAUGACAUUUGUUUCAUACAGAAUUUCUCUUCUAUUUACAACUAUCAAUGUUCAAACCUGUGCAACAUCCCUGUAUACCAACAUCUGACAUUUGAGGAAAUACCAACGAUUCUCUCUGAACUGAAAAGCCAACUGAAUGAUCUGUGUGAACAAGACACUGUCAGGAUAUCAGAGAAAGUUCCCACAAUUCAUAUACUGAACAACGAGAAGACUACAAAGUAUUUGCCAUCACAACCCAAGACCAGAGAAGAAUUUCUUAUAUACUCCUCUGAACUGAGCUUGAAUCAUCAGUCAGCAUGUGAUCAGCUGUCCGUAAGAAAUAACAUUGUGUCACGAUGUGUUACUUCAAGCCAAGCUUUAUCAGGAUUUGGUCAGGUUUCACCAAUGGCUAAGUAUGUUAUCGAUUCAGACUUUUCUUUUGGUAGUCAACCUAGAGUAUAUAAAUCCAGCACAUAUCAAGUGUUGUGUAACAAAAAUCUGUCUGGACGCUGUUAUUUUGAGGUAGAAUAUACAGGUACAGGCUGUUCGGUUGCUUUCUCAUAUGAUCAGUUCAGUAAGUCAGGAAGAAACUUUACAUUUGGAUGUAACAACAGGUCCUGGAUAUUUCACUUUUCACAUGCUUGCAUCAACAUGUCACACAACAACAUUAGCACUAACAUUCCCACAGGGUCCUCUAAAAUCGGAGUGUAUCUGGACCAUAGUGCAGGAACCCUAUCUUUCUAUAAUGUUUCGGACAAAAUGACCCUCCUACACAGAGCCCAAACCACAUUCACUAAGCCCUUGUAUCCUGGGUUUUCAUUGCAGAAAUGGGCAAAUGGUUCUGUGAAUAUUUGUGAUCUGCCAUUCACAGUCACAUCAAAAUAAGUAAAUAAAAUGAACUGCUGGUAAUGAAUACGUACGUUUUUAGUAAUACAAAGUUACCAUCAUAAAAGUAAAUGCAUGUACACUGACAUCUAGAUGUAGUUUUUCUUUGUAUGUUUCUUAAUUCAAAACACAGAUGUACUUUGACUAACAAAAACACUUUCUCUGUAGAAUGUACAAUACAACACAAUUUAAUUUUAGGGUUUAAUGUUAAUAUUAGAUGUAAGAACAACUAGAUUUGAGUAAGAAAAGAUUUCUGUUUUUGCUAGAAUAACUGUGUCAUUAAGGGUAUGUUGACUUUAAGAUUAAUAAUUUAUUUUGCAUUCAAAUCAUGACUAAAGUCUAAAUUUAAAAGGUGUACAGUAUUUGCAUGGCUUGCCCCUUAACCAAUUUGCGAGUGUUUAUGUGUAUUAGAUGCAAAUGUAAUGCAAAUUAAAAUAUUUCUACUAUUAUUGU
Molecule: messenger RNA, 2371 nt
Organism: Paramisgurnus dabryanus
Lineage: Eukaryota; Metazoa; Chordata; Actinopteri; Cypriniformes; Cobitidae
Product: E3 ubiquitin/ISG15 ligase TRIM25-like
Molecular function (GO): zinc ion binding; protein binding
Source: RefSeq, a predicted model, not a curated record